UUUACUGGACAGCUGGCAUGCUACGGAAGUGUUUCCGUGCGUGCGGCCCUGUAAUCUCCCUGUCCCCGGUGUGCGAUUUGACAAUUUUGGCUAAAAACAGGUGGAUGACAACAAUUUCCAUUGCAUGCAGUUAGGUAUCACUUUCGCUGAUUGUAGUCAGAGAUGGGAGCGAACAAUAGCAGGCGCCGCGUCUCCUUUGAGUCGGAUGAAAAUGACAACAUCACAGUUGUGAAGGGCAUAAGGCUCUCUGAGAAUGUCAUCAACCGAAUGAGGGAGCCCAUAGCUCCCCUUCUUCCCCCCUCCCUUCCACAGGUCCCACCCCCUGUUGCUGCUCCCUCCUCCCUCCUCAUUCCAGUGCCUCCCCUCAGACCCCCCUUCGAUCCCAUCACCUCGCUUCCACCCAUAGAACCCAUCGCACUACCACCUCAACCUCCUGCACCUGUCACUGAAGUAGUGGCUCCACCUCCACCCCCCAUGGAACAGGUAGCAGCUCCGACCAUCAUUGACAUGGUGAUCCCGCCUCCUACCUUAGCUGCUUUAAAGCCUGUGGCAUCCCCUCCACCACCUGCAUCUGUUGAGCAGGUAACCCUCCCACCACAGGUUGAACCCCCGGCCCCCAUCCCUGUUCCCGCUCCUGUGGCUGUGGAACGUAAUACCAUCCCUGCACCUCCUCCUGUAAUCAAACCUGUUGCUGAUCCUCCUGUAAUCAAACCUGUUGCUGAUCCUCCUGUAAUCAAACCCGUUGUUCUUCCUCCUGUAAUCGAACCCGUUGUUCUUCCUCCUGUAAUCGAACCCGUUGUUCUUCCUCCUGUAAUCGAACCCGUUGUUCUUCCUCCUGUAAUCGAACCCGUUGUUCUUCCUCCUGUAAUCGAACCCGUUGUUCUUCCUCCUGUAAUCGAACCCGUUGUUCUUCCUCCUGUAAUCGAACCCGUUGUUCUUCCUCCUGUAAUCGAACCCGUUGUUCUUCCUCCUGUAAUCGAACCCGUUGUUCUUCCUCCUGUAAUCGAACCCGUUGUUCUUCCUCCUGUAAUCGAACCCGUUGUUCUUCCUCCUGUAAUCGAACCCGUUGUUCUUCCUCCUGUAAUCGAACCCGUUGUUCUUCCUCCUGUAAUCGAACCCGUUGCUUCUCCUGUAAUCAAACCUGUUGCUUCUCCUGUAAUCAAACCUGUUGCUUCUCCUCCUGUAAUCAAACCUGUUGCUUCUGUUCCUCCCAUUGCACCUCCUCUCCCUCCCGUAAUUGAACCCAUUGCUCCUCCUCCCCUUUCCUCUUCAUUGGCAUCCAUCUCCUCCCCUGCUGUUGAGUCUGCUGCUCCUCCAAUGGAAGCUUUCUCCCUGCAGCCUACAGUCAAACCCAUCGCUCCGCCUCCUCCCCCAGCUGAAUUCAUUGCUCCAACCCCUUGUGAACCCAUUGCCCCUCCUCCUCAGCCCCCAGUGGAAGCUUUUGCUCCUCCUCCCGCCGCAGUACCAGUGGAAGUUGUUGGCCCCCCUCUUCCUCCUCCCACCCCAGGGCCAGAACCAGUGGUGGUAGCACCGCCAGCAGCACAUGCAGUUGAUGAAGAGGAGCUGAGGAAGAAGAUCACAGAGGAUCUGCAGAAAGGCCUGUUGAAGGAGAGGGUGAAGGCUGAGCAGGAGCUGCAAGCAUGGCUGGAGGAGGAGAAGGUCCAUGCUGCAUCCUUUGCUGAGGCUGAGGCCCAGGCCAGUGUGAAGGAUGAGGUGGGUCGUAUCCUGGAGCUGGAGAGAGCCACGACCCAUAAAACCCUGACGCAGGCUGUCAUGAGGGAGAAGGUCAGCGCUGAGGACGAGAGGCUACGCACCCAGCUUUACGAGAUUACAGGGAAGGCCAAGCAGCUGGAGCUCAGAGACCAGGAACUGAAGAAACAGGAUGCCUUCUACAGGGAACAGGUUGCCAGGCUGGAGGACAGGAGUGCUCAGUUCUACAAGCUGUCCACAGAGAACUACCACAAGGCUGCCGACGGAAUCAACGCAAAGUUCAAGCGGUUUGAGGUGAGUCCAGUGUGUGCUGAUCUGCAGGGUCAGAUCCUGAAGUGCUACCAGGAACACAGUGGGAAGACGCUGCUCUGCUCCACCAUCGCCUCCCGCUACCUGCAGUGUGUCAACCAAGCUAAACAGAAUGGCAAUAAUGAUCUUGCCCCGCUAUGGGCAACCACUACAGACAUUAGAAAAACAAGUUGAGGACUGGGGGCUAAGAGUGAGGUGCUGUGGCAUUACGGUUUAUCAACCCUUUAUCGACUGCAAAUGAGAGGAGAGGAGAGGAAGCACCAGAGAUCGCAACCCCGACUCGAGGUAGAAACAGAACCGCAACCUGACCAGAACCAGGAACACAAGACAACCAGACAACCCUGAGAGAGAUGGACACCCCUUAGCCCAACACCCUUCUCCCCCACUGACCCCCAAACCCGUUACUCCUUCGUAAGAUCCCACCUACAGUACCUACACCCCUUCUCCCCCACCCCACUCCACUGCAUGUCUAUCUCUACUACCAAGAGGGAGGAGGACAACGGUAGCACUUCCUAAAGAGUACAGUGCAGUAGCUCCACCACGCAGUAGCUCCAUCACGCAGCUGCAGUAGGAGAAGUGCAACUGUUCGCCAUGUUGGAGACGCAUGAAUACAUGCAGAGACAGAGAGUUUAAGCCUAGGCGGAGUCCACCAGAACCAAUGCAGGCCCAGAGCUGAAGAUAUCCUCAGACUGAACCACUAUCAUUACCAACAUGCACCACCACCCAACCAGCUCACCUCCCUUACAAAGCCACUAGUCCGCCCCAUCACCACCCAACCAGCUCACCCCUCUUACAAAGCCACUAGUCUGCCCCAUCACCACCCAACCAGCUCACCCCUCUUACAAAGCCACUAGUCCACCCCAUCACCACCCAACCAGCUCACCUCCCUUACAAAGCCACUAGUCUG
Molecule: messenger RNA, 2926 nt
Organism: Oncorhynchus gorbuscha (pink salmon)
Lineage: Eukaryota; Metazoa; Chordata; Actinopteri; Salmoniformes; Salmonidae
Gene: chchd3a
Product: coiled-coil-helix-coiled-coil-helix domain containing 3a
Exons: 10
Coding region: 163-2193 (676 amino acids)
Biological process (GO): inner mitochondrial membrane organization
Cellular component (GO): mitochondrion; MICOS complex
Source: RefSeq, a predicted model, not a curated record